Saprolegnia parasitica CBS 223.65 is the source of this 1548-nucleotide messenger RNA. RefSeq lists its product as hypothetical. The record is from RefSeq and is a predicted model, not a curated record. The transcript is spliced from 3 exons. Gene Ontology annotation, molecular function: protein binding. The coding region runs from base 1 to 1548 and encodes 515 amino acids. Lineage: Eukaryota; Oomycota; Saprolegniomycetes; Saprolegniales; Saprolegniaceae.
AUGCUGCGCUACGUCUCGAAGCGAACGAUGCGAUGGACCGCGCCGUGCGGCCUCGGCGCAUGCCUCCCGACGUCGCUGACGCUGCCGGCGCCGUGGAGCGCGCGCUUCAAGUCGUCGUCGGCGUGCAUCGCGGACGAGUUUCCGGACCACCCGGUGCUCAACUCGUGCGUGUUUGACUUUCCGUUUGAUGGCGCCGAGUACAACCUGAGCAACGGCCGUCACAAGUACAACCGACGCGUGGCCGACUGGGCGACGGAGAAGAUCAACAUCUCGAUGGGCGCGCAGAACCGCGUCGACCACGAGCACAUGGCGCAGCUCAUUGCGCUCCUCUCGGUGCGCAACUACUACCAGGAAGCCAUCGAGGUGCUGCAGUUUGCGCGCAACAACGGCGCCAAGCCGCACAUCUCGGCGUACUCGCAAGUCAUUGCGUCCUGCUAUGCGCAUCAGCGCUACGACGAGGCGCUCCAAGUAUUUGACGUCAUGCGCCGCGACGGCUACCGCCCGAGCUUUGUGACGUACUCGCGCGCGCUCUCGGCCGCGUCCAAGGCCGAGUACCACGACAUGACACUCAACCUCUUUGACGACCUCUUCAACGACUGCGACAAACUCACGUUCGACUCGAUCAGCAUUGCGUGCAACAUCGUCUUGCACUCGUGCGGCAAGCACGAAGACUACAAGACGGCCACCGACAUUUGGCAGCAGAUGACGGACGAAAACAUCCCGAAGAGCACGUCGACGUACACGGCGUUCCUGCUCUGCGCCAUCAAUUGCAAGCAAUGGGACGGCUUUUACGCGAUCUUGGACGAGGCGACCACGACCGGCGUCGAGCUCUACAGCCAGUCGUACCUCUCCAUGAUCCAGUCGUGCGCGCGGGCCAAGCGCUGGGAACUCGUCGUGCACAUUCACCACAAGCUCGUGAGCCAAAACUUGCAGCUCUCGGGCAUCGCGAUCGGCGCCGUGCUCAUGGCGUACACCAAGCAAGGCGCGCCCGAGCGCAGCAUCGAGAUCUACAACCAAGUGCUGGCCCAAGGCGCCCACUUGAACACAUAUGCAGUCUCGGGGGCCGUCACAGCCUACUUGCAUCUCGGCGAGUACGACAAGGCGAUCGCGCUCUGCGACAAGUGGCCGGCCGCCGGUAUGCUCUACAAGCUCAAGGUGCAGCUCCUCAUUGCGACCGGCUCGAUUGACGAUGCGCUCGAGCUCCUGGAUGCGAAGAAGCACCUCAUGGACCGGACCGCGAGCUGCUACCGGCCGCUCAUUGCGUACUUUCUCGAGAAGCGCAUGUACGACCAGGCCGUGCACUACUCGCUCGUGCUCUUUGAGACCAACCGGUUUGUGGCCGUGGCCGACUGGACAGCUGCGCUCUCGGCGGCGAUCGCGCUGCCGGACAAGUCGCAUUAUUGGACGUUGCGCAACUGGAUCGAGACGCGUGCGCCCGACUACGUGCCGCAGAUCCCGGACGAGCUCCUCCUCGAGCGGCGCCCGCGCGAGGCAGCAGCCACGCCGCUCAAGCUUCUCUCGCCGCGGCGGCCGCUCAAGCUCUUGUAA